Molecule: messenger RNA, 1396 nt
Organism: Xenia sp. Carnegie-2017
Lineage: Eukaryota; Metazoa; Cnidaria; Anthozoa; Malacalcyonacea; Xeniidae
Product: CCR4-Not complex 3'-5'-exoribonuclease subunit Ccr4-like
Exons: 5
Coding region: 266-1240 (324 amino acids)
Biological process (GO): nuclear-transcribed mRNA poly(A) tail shortening
Cellular component (GO): CCR4-NOT complex; nucleus; cytoplasm
Molecular function (GO): poly(A)-specific ribonuclease activity
Source: RefSeq, a predicted model, not a curated record
AUAUGGCCGCCGCGAAGUCCCAUUUAUUUGUUGUCUUCACGAAUUUAAAUAACAAAGGACGUUUACUUUGUUAUUUUCCUUCAUCGUAGUGCUUCUAUUUCUUUUGAAAAAGGUGCAUUAUUCGGAUUUAUUGAAGAGCGAGCCGGUGUUUAGACGUUCCUUAAAGCGGCUUCAACUUACGGAUGACGAAUUUUGUCUUGUAACGUACAAUAUUUUGGCGGAUGGGCCCGUUCGACAACAGCCAAAUGGCUACUUACCUCUGUCUAUGGAGGAGAAAUUAAAGGCACCAGAUGUCAGAGCAUCGCAAAGGCAUAAGCAACUCAUGAAAGAGCUUAAAUGGCUAGAACCGGACUUGAUAAAUUUGCAAGAAGUCGAGACGUCUCAUUUUUCGGUGCUUGCGGACGAGUUAGGUCAGUUGGGCUUCCAAGGUGUCCACAAGGUGCAUUACGAAGAGCAACAUGGCCUGGCAACGUUCUAUAAAACGGAGAGAUUUGAAAUGGAAAAGAGCGUCUCACGUCACUUUAAUAAGUUGAUGUCAAAGAUCUUUAAGGAGGAUCAGUUCGUGGACAAAAACAAACAUAAUGAACGCAUUGUACUGUUUUCUCAUUUUUCCGACCGAAAGACAGGGCGAUCCAUUGUUGUAGCAAAUCUUCAUUCGAUGUUUAACAGCUGGCGAGAACCGGACAAACAGGCUCUUCAAAUAACCGUUUUCUUGCGAGAGCUUCACGAGUUUCUCACGUCAGAAGGCCAUGGAAAAGAUGAAAACAUUCCGUGGAUUAUAAGUGGCGACUUUAAUACAUAUCCCAAUUUCCCGCUGUACAAUAUCAUCGCUACCGGAAACGUAUCUGACGAAGACAUCGAAAAACUGAAUCCUAACAAAUACCUGUACCCGCAAAUCAUCCAGAAAUCUGAGACAAGCAACAUCAAAACGCUAAUUCUCGAAAAAGGACGAAAGUAUCUUUCUCAUCCGUUGAGGGACAUAAAGAGUGCGUAUAAAACGGCUCUGGGAAAGGAACCGUCGCUGACUCAUUACCAGAUGAACAAAGAAUUCCCUCGUCUGUAUGGAUUCGAGGUUAUGAAGGGAACAUUGGACUACAUAUGGUAUUCUUCGGCCACACUCGGGGUAAACGCGGUACUGCGGAAUGUGAAAGAGGAAUCCUUAAAAGCGUUAGUCGCUUGCCCAAACAAGUAUUUUCCCAGUGACCAUUUAUCGAUGAAAGCAUGCUUCGGUUAUUCAUAGUCUUGAAUGGUGUGCUCGAUACUCUGAAAUUAUAGUUAGUUUAUUUAUUCCGCCCAUCUUGUACAUAUUGGCCAAAAAAGAUGUAUAUGUACAAUUGUAAAUAAGAAACUCGCGUUUGUUGAUGAUAUUUAAUAGACAUUGUAUUUGACAAAUCAA